CAUUAAUCCCUUCGACUAUUCUUUCAAGCAGAAAGAGUUUAUUUAAUUUACUUUGGGUUUGAAUUUAAAAUGGGAAACCAAAGUCCAACGUCAAGUGAUUCAUAUGGAUUAACAAGUGACUCAGUUAGCUCAACAAGUGAUUUAGAUAGCUCGUCAACAGAAGAACAGUGUGACGUUGCUCAGAAUAAGAAGCGCAAGUUUUCUUAUACUAGGUCUCGCAAACAGAAAACAGAAAAAAAGUCGACGGCUGGAAAGACCUUUAUUUAUAGAGGGAAGAAACGUGAACCAAAUAAAAAAGUGUUUUGUCGUGAUGGUGCACAUUUGAACUCAUCACGUGAGCAACUAUCUUUGAAUUCAAGUCCAAGAAACAAUUUAUCGAUGAGUGAAAAUGUCUUGACUGAGUAUGACUUAAUGAGCCCUGAAGCUCUUGAGAACCUAAGAAGAGAUGUUAUAAAUGACUUAUCUGACAUGCAAACCAGACAACAGCCAACAUGGCAAGAAAGGGAAGCAAUUCGAGCAUGGGGAUCCACUGACAGAACACGAAUAUUCAAGGAACUAGUUUCCAGGCAGCCACUUUAUCAUUCCAAAUGUGAUCAGUGUCAUCUUCACCUGAAUGCUGCUGCUGUAAGAUGCAUGACUUGCAAGAAACAUCUCUGUCACAAGUGCGAUACAGGCUCUCAUUUAACUAUGCCAUUUCACCGACGACUCUUGUGUUCUUCCGACACAUUGCAAAUUUUGCUACCAGAACAUUUCAUCGAUCCCAAGGGCAACAUUAUAAUAAAAGAUGUAUGUGUUCCAUGCUUCGUACCGCAUAUGUGUUACAAUGUCGAAUGCGAAGGAUCCAUGUUACUCAUUCCAAAUCUUCAAGAAUCAAUCGUGGUGGUCAAUGAGAGUGGUCGAUUUCUCGUUAAAGCUGCAGCUUUCGUUUGUGAUAGUUGCAACUCUCGUACAAGAGCCACAAUCGAUGACUAUGUAUUUUCUGGAUUUUUCCCUGGAAGUUUAUCGCCAAAAGUCACCUAUCUUUUUGCAGAAGAGGCACUUCUUCUAGGACAUCACAUUACUCAUAAGUCUCCUGGGUCUUCAAAAAAAAUGUAUGCACAUUCUCUUGAAGAAGUAUCAACAGAAUAUGGCCGGAAUGGACCAAUAAAUGUAACAUUAUUUACUACUGCUGAAAGAGAAUGGGAAACCUGUCGACAUAAUAUUGACGACCAAGUGCUUCAAAGGAACAAAAUUGAUUGCCCCAGUUGUGGGAAAGAACCUUUAGUCAGAUCUUCUGACGCUAUCGUAAAAUUGAGGCGCUUAAGCUCGGCUGGAAAAGUGCACAAUCCAGAAAACGAAAGAACAAUGGAACAGCCACAGGCGAGGUUUGGAAACUUAGUUAUCAAAUCCGAUACAGAAGUUGAAAAUUUUCGUCAAAGGAUUUACAACAAAGUUUCUACUACAAAAAAGAAACAGAUGUGUGGGGGAUCGGCUUUUAAGGCCGCAAGAGAAGACUCCAAUGAACAAAAGAAGUAUGACGAGACUGGGCUCGUCGUUAGCUCUUGCAAGCACUGCGUUGUACCAUACGCAAUCAACAUGUUUAAAGGUGAAUCGUGGACCCAUACUGCAUUUAUGCACAAUGAAGCCAUGAAAAGUAACGCCAAAUUCUUCUGCUACGACGUGGUAUGCCAAUACUGGAAAUGGAUGAAAACAAAAGUGGCUCGUCAUUUUCCUGAAUACCGUAAUCUAACAAGUGAAAUGACAGGAAUCUUGCCAAUCAUGCAUAAGAAUGCACAUCAAUUGCCAUGCAAGAUUUUAUAGAAUCCCCGCUGGACAACUGGAAUAGGCUUAACUGGAGGAGAAGAGCACGAGCAAGUUUUCUCCAAAUUGUAUCUAUAUGCUUAUGUGCUAAAGCAUAUGGCCAAACAUAACAGAAACGAUUUUUUAACAUUAGCUAUUCUUUAUUGGAACUGGGGUAAAAUUCAAAAUAUGCAUUUCCUUCUACGCAAAAAGCUUGAAAAAGCAAGAAAGGAAAUCAAACAAGGCACUCCAAAACUCGAGAAAUUGUUGGAAACCCAUAACCUCGUAAAUAAUGAUCUUCCACUGAUUCACAAGGAGCUGGAGACAAAAGCUAAGGCAAUUCUUGACCAAAGAAAAACCAAAAAGACUACAGUUGAUACACUGAGAAGAAUGCUGGAGGGCUUACAUGCUCAUUUAAAGACUACUUCCAUUUCUAUCUCUAAAGAAGCAGAAACUUCGAAGACUCGGACAAAAUUAAGGCGGGUUUUGACUGAAACUAAACGAAAGGCUUUGGAAACGAUUGAAUUAAUUAAUUCUAAGGAUACAACGCUUCCAAUUUCUUACGAGGAUUUCAAUGAAGGUGUCUUUCCUUGGGAAACAGUUCUGGAUCGGGAUGACACGCACUUUCCCACACUUUCUCUUGCCGACAAAUAUAAUAUUGUUGAUUGUUGGAUGCUAUUGAAAAGAGCAAGGGAGGAAAUUACAUUGAGUAAGAAUGAAAUGAUAAACUACAUGCGAUUCCUCAUUGAUAAACGGUCAUCACUACAACAACCAAGUCAAAAACAUACCGGAGAAGACGAGGAGAAAUUUGCGAAAGGGAAAUCCGUCAUGAAAGUUUCUGAAGUUCAUCAUCUUAAUUUAAAAAUUCAAAUGGCUCUAACAACAUUUAAUUUAAAGUGCA
This is a messenger RNA of Daphnia pulicaria, 2680 nucleotides long. RefSeq lists its product as uncharacterized. Bases 70 to 1800 code for a protein of 576 amino acids. The transcript has 12 exons. Lineage: Eukaryota; Metazoa; Arthropoda; Branchiopoda; Diplostraca; Daphniidae. The record is from RefSeq and is a predicted model, not a curated record.